GACCAUUGACUUGGGAACGCCUAUCUAUGCGGCAUUUUGAGGGGGAGGAGCCUUGAUUAGCGAAAUUCCGGCUAGAACCGAAGGCCCUGUAAGAUAAGGGAAAGAACGUCGUCACAAAAAACGUAUUUCCAGUCCGUUUAUCGUAGCCGCUCGCUUUCUUCCUGCCUUUCUUUUGUCACAUCUGCCAGAGGCACGGAUAAUCUCUCUGCGACGGUCUGCGUGUCUUCCGCCAGCCUUGUGACAUUUUCCGACGCCUCUCCUCUUUUUCUCAACUUCUCCACAAAAAUUUGUAUUUCUCAUUGAACCAUCCCCUUGCUUUUCUUACCCUGUUCCAACGAACUUCAGUUCAGUCGCUCUUUGCUGCCAUUAUUCACUGUCUUGCGAUAUAAGCUGAUCCUUUUUUGGGUCGGUUCUUCGUAGAUUCCGCGCGUCCCUCCCGUCGCUUGCGUUUCCCCCGCGAGGGAAAAACUGCCGUUUAAGCGCGAAUUCCUCUUCUUUUCUGUGUAUUUUUUCUCCCAACCGGCGACGACUAUGGCGUCCUCGACUCCCACCCAAGUGAACGCGGCAAAGCCGGAGGAGCUGGCAAGUUCCAGCAGCACUCUUUCCCCCAUUUCUUCUCCUCCUUCAUCGCAAGGAGAGAACGAAUCUUUCUUCACUCGCCUCUCCAAAAACCUCUCUUCAUACACGCUAGCCUGCAAAAACGUCUCGAACUUUUCAGACUGGAUGCAGCUCAACAACAAGUACCUUGGAUCGAGCAUUCUGUACACAGACGAGAUCGGCACCGGACUCAUUUUUGGUUACUGCGCAGGCUAUGCUGUAAACCGAGCGCUUCGCUUCGGUGCUUUGCUGUGUGGAAUCGGAUUCAUUUCCGUGCAGACCCUCAGCCACUACGGCUACAUCCGUGUGAACUGGAAGCAGGUGGAAGAGGACCUGAUGAAGCCGCUGGACAUGAACGGCGACGGAAAGUUUGACCACGAGGACAUUACAGUCAUCAAAAACUCGUUUAUGCGAAUGCUGGCACAGGGUCUGCCCUCGACAGCAGGACUGUCUGUUGGCUUGCUGUGUGGCUUGCGCGCGUCCAGGUAGCUUUCCGUGCUCGCUCCGAUUGAGAGCGUUCGGAGGGUUAUGUUCAUUUUUAUUUAGCACGGCUUUCCGCGAUUGCCUUUGCUUGUGGAGAUGAGCAAAGCAGGCUGUCGCGUGGAGGCUAAAGUGCUGUCUUGCGUCCACGCAGUGUAGACACAGGAUGAGAGCUCGGGGAUUUUUUACCAGUUUAGCAGAGUGCAAAUGCCGCUUCGGUGGACCAGAAAUUCUGGUGGUAGGGCAGAGACCGCUCAAGCGUCUUGGUUGUUGACUAGGGAAAGGACAGCUGUGCGAUACGAAUUCGUGGACGGCAUCGUGGCAAAGAAAUGCGCGUAUCCGUCGCCUUUGAUAUCCGCAAGGAAAUGCAUGCACAGUGUCUGUGUCUUUAUCGACCAUUCAAGGUGUCGACGAGUACAUUUGCCCAGACACCUCUACUCUACACGCAGACGGUGCCGCUUUUUCUGGUUUCCCUCCGGCGUUCCUCUUGCAGAGGAUACCCGGGUUUAUCAACCGAGUUUUCGGUGAGAUUGUCUCAGCCUUCUUGCCAAAUUCUCUGGCCCGUUGUGUUGCUUUUUUCGUGACGUAAGUCUCUCACAUGAGUCGCGAUGAACAAAGAAGGGAUCUUUCCCAAUAGAGUCUGCGGGCAGCGCGGUGCGCGCGCGUCCUCCUUUCUCGAACUCUCUCCUCCGCAACGCUAUUGUCUUUGAUGUACCAUCAUACGGCCACUAACGAGAUCGGUCGCAUUCGUUUCUGCUCGUUUGCCGCGUCCUUCUUAUACAGCCCUCUCUUUCCGCAGUCGGAGUCGCGCCAAGAGUACGGGGUUCCCAGAGAAGCAUCGACGAAGUCUGGUGGCAGUUUUGUACGUUUCGUGUGUAUCCGUGGAAGUAGCACAUAUACGCAAGAGCGACCCUUUGGCAGCGCUAUUGUCUAACUCAUGCGAAAUUCGUAGCCGUUUAUUUAUCAGGAGCUGCUUGCUGACAUUUCCAUUAACGCCAUCGCGCCGUUAAGAGCUGAAUAUGCUGACCGUGUCAGUUUCUCUUAGCUGGAAGAGCUCAAAUCUUGUGGACUUUCUACACUGAGGUGAAACACCCCUGUCUAAUUAAGUACUCAUUUGUUCUUCGGUGACGCUUGCCCGAGCGAUAAUUCAAAGUUGAUAGUCGGUUAUGUAUGUGGUACCUCCCCGGCUAAGCGUCCCCUUUCUUUUAAACGCACUUUCCUUGUCGCCGUUAGUAUGAUCUCAAAGUACCAGAAGGCAAGCGACGUACGUGAAUCUCGGCCCGCAAACUAGGGCAGCGGCAACACAGGGACACACAUACAAAAAUAAACAGCGGGACAUCUUGUUGGCCUUGUUUGGAGUAUUUCGUCGCUGAACAAACGCGUCUUAGUUAACUGUCACCACGAAGACAUGCAUUGUUUCUGGACACAUUCGGUGAACUUGCGGAGGACGUACACGUGACGCAAGGUCUUCAGGACGAUUUCUCCACUGUUCCCAGCUGUCUGGGCGAGAGGCCGGCAAAAUGCUCGCUUUCAGUUUGAGUGUUUCUCUGGAAUUUGAGUGUUCGCGACACUGCCGGGCCAGCCC
Messenger RNA from Toxoplasma gondii ME49, 2662 nucleotides. RefSeq names its product FUN14 family protein. The record is from RefSeq and is a predicted model, not a curated record. NCBI's taxonomy places the organism in Eukaryota, Apicomplexa, Conoidasida, Eucoccidiorida, Sarcocystidae. Bases 532 to 1086 code for a protein of 184 amino acids. Gene Ontology annotation, biological process: autophagy of mitochondrion. Gene Ontology annotation, cellular component: mitochondrial outer membrane. The transcript has 2 exons.